AAAGUAAUUGUACAAUGGUAUCACUAGCCUGAAAAUUUGUUGUAAGAGUGCGCGGUUCAAAGACAAAACCUUGUAUUUUAACGAAUUUAGUUGUAAUAAAAGUAAAUAAUUUUAUAUGAUACAAUGUACAAUGAACCAUAAUUAUACUAUUGUGAAAUUUUUGGUCAUAUUAUCAUCUUGUCGUGUCAGGGUAUACAAGUGACAAAGUUGUUUCGGUGAGGUUAGAUAUUGCUAACGUUUUGUAAAAUAAAUGGAUUCGGCGCCUGCACAGGAGGUUACUGAGCUGUUGAAACAAUGGGAGGAACAGCACACGACGCCAAAUUACGACCCCAUCCCCACAUUGACGAGAAUAGCAGAAAUAAUAGAAGCGGAGACAGAGAACUUUAUGAAGAAGGAUCCGGACCCGUUCGAUGAGAGGCACCCGUCGCGCACGGACCCCGAGUGCGCGCUCGGACACGCGCUCAAGGUCAUGUUCAAAAAGGAUAACUUUAUGACUAAGUUGGUGAACGACUACGUCCGGGACACGUACUACUCGCGCCAGAACAUGACGGGGCGCGACGUCCACAAGCUGAACGUGGCCGCCUGCAGGCUGACCUUGGACCUGAUGCCAGGGCUGGAGAUGAGCGUCGUGUUCCAGGAUAACGAAGCAUUGAUACAUAGGCUAGUGAACUGGGCUACGAACUCGACGGAGCCGCUUCAGUGUUACGCGACGGGACUCCUAGCGGCCGCCAUGGAAGUGCAGGAGAUAGCUACCAACUUUAGGGACUUAAAUGCAAUGUUAGUACCAUUGAUGUUAAGGAGGCUACAUUUAUUAAGGAAUAAUGAUAGACAAAACAACCAAAACUCAGUGACCCCUCCGAACCAGACGCGACACUUCGCGCGCUUCGACAAGAAGCGGAGUAGUGAUAUCAAAAGCAACGGACCGACUAAUGAUAAGAAAGACCGUGACAAGGAUGAAGGCGGGGGGGGCGACAUGCUGGUAGACGAGACCCCCCCACACAACAGCCGCGACCCCGAGACCCCCGUCAAGCAUUACAACAGCCCGGCCCCCGCCUGGUCCCCGCCGCGCCGCCGCGGGUCCCCGCCGCGCGCGCACGAGACCUCCUCCAACUCCAGCUGGGCCGAGAUGGAGACCUACGUCAUAGGAAAUAUACAAAUCCACCCACCGACGGACGCAACGAAACAGAUGUUGAUACUGCGGUACUUAACGCCCAUGGGGGAGUAUCAGGAGUUCCUGUCGCACGUGUUCGAGCAGAACGCCCUGGGCCUGAUCCUGGGCUACCUGAACGUGCGAGAGUCGCGCGACUCGAGGCUCGCCUUCGAAGCCUUGAAGUACCUCGCCGCGUUGCUCUGCCAUAAGAAGUUCUCUAUCGAUUUCAUUAAUAUGGGUGGGUUGCAGAAGUUUCUAGAAGUCCCCCGGCCGUCGGUAGCGGCUACGGGCGUGUCGAUAUGUCUGUACUACCUGGCUUACUGCGAGGAUGCCAUGGAGAGGGUCUGCUUAUUGCCAAGGAGGACGCUAGCUGAUCUUGUCAAAUACGCGCUCUGGCUGUUGGAGUGUUCACACGACUCCGGCAGAUGUCACGCGACGAUGUUCUUCGGUCUCUCCUUUCAGUUCAGAGUCAUUUUAGAAGAAUUCGAUCAUCAGGACGGCCUCCGCAAGCUGUACAACGUGAUCUCGACGCUGCCCAUCCUGAGCGCGGACGAGGACGAGUCGCGCGUGACGGAGGACGAGACCUGCGCCGCCAGACAGAUCGUCAGGCAUGUCUGCGUGGCGCUCAGGAGGUAUCUAGAAGCGCACCUGCGACUGCGCGCGGCACAAGUCGCGCGUCAACACGGAGACAACGUGCCCGAACCGCCGCCAUAUAAGGCGUCGAAGUCGUCCCCGGAGGAGAUCCAGGAGCAGAUCGAGCUGCUGGCGGGCGUGGCGUGGUCCCGCUGGGCGCCCGUGGACGAGCUGCUGGAGCUGGGCGGCGUGGCGCUGCUGCUGCAGGUCGUGGGAUACGCAUACGAGUGGAACUUCAACGGCAGAUCGGAGACGGUCCGGUCAGCUCUGGACGUGGUCUCGGUGUGUUGCGUGGCGCCUCGCGUACAGUUACUAUUGACCGAGAAGAUUGACAUGAGAGACGCCGACUUGACCACAGGAGUCAACAUCGUGCUCGAUGUGUUGGCAGGGGCGGCGGACGGCGAGAUAGUACCGGAACCGGAAGUACAGAAGGCUGCUCUUAACGUACUCGUCAACUGUGUGUGCGCGCCUGUACAUAGGGCAGGAACAUCAACGACGAGGUUCUCGUUAACCGGGUCUAGUAAAAAGCGUACCGCUUUAAAGUCAUACGAAGAUGUUAUACAGAAAGUCUGGGAGAGCGUAAGAACGAACAACGGGAUUAUGGUACUGCUAUCACUGAUGAUGGUGAAGUCCCCCAUAACAGACGCGGACCGGCUGCGGGGGCUCGCGUGUCGGGCCCUCGCGGGGCUCGCGCGAUGUCCCACCGUGAGGCAGAUCAUAUCUAAACUGCCUCUCUUCACCACGUCGCAGAUACAAGUGUUGAUGCGCGACCCGAUCCUACAAGAGAAGCGGCAAGAGCACGUCAUGUUCCAGAAGUACGCGCUCGAGCUGUUGGAGCGGGUCUCGGGCAAGAGCAAGCAUAUGGGGGCUGAGUUCGAGACGUCGCUCGCUAAUAUACAUCGGGCGAACGUGGUAGCCCAGACGCGCAUCAACUACAACGAGCGCCAGCUCCUGCAGCUGGUGGCGGCGCACCUGGCGGCGCGCGGGCUCACGGCCAGCGCGGCCACCCUCCAGCGCGAGGCCAAGCUGCCGCCGCCCGCCCUGCCCGCGCCCCCGCCGCCGCCGCCGCCGCCCGUCUACACGCCCUCCACACCCACCCGGCCUCGCCUGUCAGUCUCGCGCGCGAACAGCAGCGGCUCCCUCCACCGAGAGAGCCUCGACCUGAACAGCUCGCACAACGCGAUGCACGUCGACGAGUCCAGCCCGCUGCCGCCUGUUAUCAAGUUAAGAAAAGUCCAAAACCCAGUCCAGAUAUCAACGCCGACAUCGGAACACAAGCGCUCGCUACAGAAGCAGCUCAGCUCUACAGCCGGCGAACCCUCACCCAGCCAGCAUCGGGUCACGUUACACACCAUCAUCACCGAGUACCUCUAUAACCAGCACGCGCUAUGCAAGAACCCCGUCGUCACCUGUCCACAGUUCAACUUGUUCGAGCCUCACAAGUGCCCGUCCCCGCGCGCGGGCGGCGGCGCGCUCCUCUCCCGCCUGGGCGACGCCAACGUGGUGUCGCGCGUGGCGCGGCGCGAGCUGGGGCUGCGCGCGCCGCACGCCCGCCAGCACGCGCGCCUCGCGCACGCGCACUUCGCGCCCGUGCGCACGCUCCGGCUGCAGGACGACGACGCCUACUUCACGCAUACUAUAUUCCAUCCAACGCAACAACAGCUCUUGGCGGCGACGUCGUCAGGCGAUAUUAGGAUAUUCAACUUAUUUAGCGGAGUCGAAGAGAAUUCUUAUCAAGUACACGAAUCCUAUAUAUAUCAUAUGCAGGCAAGCAGAGACGGGUUAUUACUACUAGCGUCGGCAACGACCCCGUGGCGUCCUCUCUCCGCGCUCUGGAAUAUGAAAGAGUUUGAAUUGUUAUUCCAAUUAGACAACGAGGAGUACGUUGAAUUCUCCAAGAUGACAGACGAACGCAUCAUAGGCACCAAGGGCGAGACGGCGACCAUCUUCGACACGCGCACCGGCCGCGAGCUGAUGACCCUGACCCCGGCCAUCAGCAACCAGUACGCCAAGAACAGGGCCACCUUCAACCCCACGGAUGAGCUGGUGUUGUCCGAUGGUGUGCUAUGGGACGUGAACACGGGUAAGGAGAUACACAAGUUCGACAAGCUGAAUCAAACGCACAGCGGCGUCUUCCAUCCGAACGGGCUAGAGGUAAUAUCAAAUACGGAAGUAUGGGAUCUAAGAACAUUCCACCUGUUGAGAACUGUGCCAACUCUGGAUAAAUCUGAGGUGUUGUUCAACCCGUCGUGUACUGCCCUAUACGCGGUCUGCUCCGACCAGGACUCGGAGGAGCGCAACCAGUUCGACACCAGCUUCAAGACUUUAGACCCUUACGACUAUUCUAGUAUAGCGACAAUAGACGUGAAACGUAACAUAUACGCUCUGGGCGUGUCUCGCUACGGAACCCAGAUCUCCGUCGUUGAGAACAUGGGCGACUUCGAACAGAUGCAGGAGUCCUGCGUCAAGGUGUACGACGUCGGACGGAAGAGGGACCACGACGACGACGCGGAGGAGGACGAAGAGGAGGAGCUAGCUGGAGGUUCUGAAAACGAUGACGGUUCAGAUUCCGGCUCCGAAGCGGACGACGAUUCAGUGGCUUCGUCUCUCCUGCGCAACGCCGUCAUGGGGCUGGACGGCGCCUCGUCCGCCAGCUCCGACAGGAACGACGAGCCGCGGCCGCGGAGGGCGAGGCGGAGGAGGAGGACGCCGGCGCAGGAAGGCAACAGUGACGACAGUGACGCUGACGCAGUCGCGGACCUAGAUAUUGAUGAUAUUAUAGAAUUCGAGCUCGACUAACAAUAAUACAAUAAAACAGUUGAUCAGUUUUCUAUAA
Molecule: messenger RNA, 4619 nt
Organism: Trichoplusia ni (cabbage looper)
Lineage: Eukaryota; Metazoa; Arthropoda; Insecta; Lepidoptera; Noctuidae
Gene: mahj
Product: protein mahjong
Exons: 34
Coding region: 251-4582 (1443 amino acids)
Biological process (GO): protein ubiquitination
Cellular component (GO): nucleus; Cul4-RING E3 ubiquitin ligase complex
Molecular function (GO): protein binding
Source: RefSeq, a predicted model, not a curated record